Molecule: messenger RNA, 5233 nt
Organism: Moneuplotes crassus
Lineage: Eukaryota; Ciliophora; Spirotrichea; Euplotida; Euplotidae
Source: the annotation of a GenBank genome assembly
GCUUUAGAAUCUUAACAUGGCUUCUACGACUUUUUGGAGGCAAUUUAAAGCCCUCAAUAAGAAAAAUUAUAUUAUUUUCAGGAGAAACCGAAGAGCAAUUAUCUGAGAAUUCGUGAUUCCAAUCUUGUUCGCCAGUUUAUUCGUAAUACUAGGUACUCAGAUCCCUGCUUCUGAAGUCAGAGAAGGAAGUGACGUCUUCUACAGAUCCGGCUAUAUGAUUGAGCCUUUCAUUAAGAGGCUUGGACAAGGAUCCACUGUUGCUGCUCAAGAGCCUGAAUACGCCUCUAUCGAGGUUGACCCAGGCUGGGUUGGCGCUGGUAAAGACCUAGCCUUCAUUCAGAGCAAAGAGAAGUUUGCUGAUGUGGAAACCUUCUUGCAAGAUGAUAGAGGCAUUACUCUCACAAAGGAAUUUGAUAACUUCAAUGAUCCCAGAAAUGAAAUCAGGAGGGACGGAGAUGACACAAGACUAGCUGGCGCGCUGGAAGUCAACCUUUUAGCCGACAACAAAAUCCAAGUGAAUGUGAUGUCUAAAGAGUUUAAGUCAGAAGGAUUUGCAGGAUUUAGUUUAAACAAUAGUGAGACUUAUGAUAUAUAUGAAGCAAACCUUGAGUUUGAAAGAUCUUUGACUGGUAAUUAUGCUCAGUUUGCUCUCGAGGCUCAUCUAAAUAAAACUAAGCCUCAAAACAGAAAUGUCAAGAUUAGUAAUGUGUUCACGUACAGAAGCACUGAAGAUGAAGACAUCUCUGUUUUGGCACAAGUCAUGGAUUCCUUAUUUCCGAUCCUAGUCGUAGUAACAUACACAUUACCAAUGUUGUAUAUUAUCCAAAGAGCUGUUGAAGAGAAAGCCUCGAAGACGAGAGAGAGUAUGAGAAUGAUGGGCAUGAAAGAAGCUCCAUAUUGGUGCAGCUGGUUCCUUGUUUACUUCUGUUUGAUUUUCAUAAUCUCACUGAUUAUGGCUUUAGGAACUGGAUUUACUGUUUUAAAUCAUAGUAACUUCUUACUUGUGUUCUUGAUCUUUUUCUUAUAUGGAGCUUCUGUGUUUGGAAUGGGUAUUCUGGUCAUUGCAGUAUUUGAUAGUGUAAAGACAGCAACCAUUGCUGGGAUGUGUCUUAACUUAUUCAUCUAUUAUAUCAGAUAUGCUCUUCCAGACAGUACUCCUCUUAUUGUAAGAAUAAUAGUGUCUGUGUUCCCUUCUCUGAAUCUCUAUAAUGUUCAGACACCUCUAUGGCAACUCCAAUUCUUAGGAGGAGUAAGUUUUUCUAACACUAGCACUUUCUAUGGGCAAUACAGCCUAUUGGUGUUCUUCUUAAUGUCUGUUUUCAAUAUCUUCUUCUGGACAUUCUUGGCUCUUUAUAUUGCUGCUAUUAUUCCCACAGAGUUUGGAACAAGGAAACAUCCAUGCUUCUGCCUGAUGUUUAGACGAAGAAGAGUAAGAGUCAACGAGAAUGGAGAAAGAUAUUCCUUACUAUUACAGAAUAAUAGCGAUGAUGCAGCAGAUAUCGAGUAUCAUGAAAACUCUGAUGCUUUUGAGAAGGUAGGAAAUGAUCUCAAAGAGUUAGAAAGAACUCAAGAGUGACUUAAAAUUAGAGGCCUUCAAAAGACUUUUGGAAACGGAUUCCAAGCUGUGGAUAAUCUUUCACUUACCAUGUAUUCUGGUCAAAUCUUUGCCUUACUGGGACAUAAUGGAGCUGGUAAAACCACCACUAUCUCUAUGCUGACUGGACUCUUUGGUGCUUCUGGAGGUAAUGCUGAAGCUUUUGGAAUAGAUCUCCUGAAUAAUCAAGAUGAGGCAAGAAGUAUUAUGGGAGUGUGUCCACAGCACAAUGUCUUGUUCCCUACCCUCACACCAGAAGAGCACUUUGAAAUCUUUUGAGAGUUUAAAGGAGUACCAGCCUCACAAAAGAGGCAAGCAAUAGAAGACUGCUUAAGAAAUGUUGAUCUACUUGACAAAAGACAUGAUGUUUCAAAAGACCUUUCAGGUGGUCAGAAAAGAAAAGUCAAUGUUGGUAUUGCUCUCCUUGGAGGAUCAAAAAUUGUCUUGCUUGAUGAGCCAACCUCAGGGAUGGAUCCUACUGCCAGAAGAAGACUAUGGGACUUGCUCAAAGAAAACAAAGAGGAUAGAAUAAUCAUUCUCACAACACACUUUAUGGAAGAAGCUGAUAUUCUGGGUGAUAGAAUUUCAAUCAUGGCUAAAGGAUCUGCCCAAUGCUGAGGAAGCUCAUUAUUCUUAAAGAGGAAAUUCGGAGUUGGAUACAACCUCACAUUUGAUAAGUCUACUCAAGAAUCUGUUCCAAAACUUGAAGAAUAUGUGAUGGGAAAGAUCCCUGAAGCAAUAAAGCUCUCUGAAGUAUCAUCUGAAGUUACCUUCCAGUUGCCAAAUUCUUCUGUGAAUAAGUUCAAGACAUUCUUUGAAGGGAUAGACAAUAAUUUAGAAGAGCUCCAAAUCAAAUCAUAUGGUAUUGGAGUCACAACACUUGAAGAAGUCUUCCUCAAGGUUGGUGAUGGAGUCGAUGAAAAAGAAAAAUUCGAUAGUAAAGAAGCAAGGAUGUCAGAAGAAGAGAAGGAAAAUGACGCUUACUGACUUGUCGAUCAAAGUGUGCAAGGCUUCAGUCUUGACAUCUUACAACUAAUCGCAAUGAUGAAGAUUAGAAUAAAGUUUGCAUACAGAGAACCAAGAAUUCUUAUCUGUGAAGUUAUCUUACCAAUAUUAAUGGUGAUUCUUUCAGCUGUAUUGAUGGGUGUUUCUUUAAGAGAAAAGACUGGUAUCUUCCAAUAUGAUAUUGGUAAAAUCCCUGAUAAUCUAAUCACACAUGUGGGUUACCCUCAGACUACUGUUUCACAAGAGGUUGCUCAGCAGUUUAUUGAUUAUCAAUAUACUAAGGAUGGCUUUAAUGCCAAACUAUUUGAAGGAGAUGCUUUUGUAGGUGAAAAUAGGAAAGAAACUGCUAAAAACUUUGAUGAAUUUGUCAUGUCAAAUCAAAUUGAUGGAUGGAGGAUAUUUUCAGUGUUUAUUAAUAGAAUAGAAGUAGAUCCUGAAGAGAAUACAGUGUACUACGACCUCACCACAUUAGUUGAUCCAACACAGGCUGAGGCUGUUGGAUAUGCUGCUCAAGCUGCAAUGACAUCAAUCUUCAGAGCUGAACUUCAGGAUGAGACUGCUGAGUUUACCAUCGGGAGAGGUUCUUUUCCAAGAAUUGGAAACACAAGUGCUAUAUUAAGAAUGGUCUUAGCUGGAAUAACUGUCGUCAACUUCUGUAUAGCGCUUGGACUGACAACUUCAAGUAUGGCAGGGAAUAUUGCAAAAGAAAGAACAGACUCCUUAAAACAUCAACAGAUUGUUAGUGGAGGAAGUAAAUUCUCAUACUGGAUGGCGAUGUUUAUUGUUGACUUCGGAAAAUUAUUACCUGCAUUUAUAUCAUUUAUCAUAAUUGUUAUUGUGCUUGAUGUCAACAUUCCAUUCUUUUAUGUGUUUGCAAUAUUAUGCUUAAUCUCAAUCCUUCCAUGAACAUACUUUUUGACGUUCAUUUUCAGGACAGAAUCAUUUGCCAGGAACUUCGUUCGUCUCAUUCACUUCUUUGGAGGAGGAAUCUGAGCUUUUAUAUGCUUUGGUUUCAGCUUUGCUGGACAGCCCUGGACUUCUUUUUCAAUAGCAAUAAGAGUGAUUCUCUGUUGGAAUACUAGCUUCUCUUUCUCUCAUGCUAUUAUUUUUAUACUUGCUAUUGAGAAUAUUCCAAACUUCAAGGAUGAGAAUAAAUUUAGUUUGAAAUAUGCUGGUGCUGACUUCAUCUGCUUAGUAGCGCAGAUCAUUUUCUUCUGGGUUGCUAUUAUGCUCAUUGAAAAUAGAUUCUACAUCAACAGGAAUGGUAGAGCUGUCAGAGUUGGUGAUUUUGUAGGUCAUGGAGAGCACGGAGGACAAGAAAGAGUCAACCUUGAUGAUCCUGAUGUCAAAGAGGAAGAGCAACGCAUAGCAGCCUCUACUCCAGAAGAUAUGGAAAUUAGAACUUAUCUACUGAAUAAGAUAUAUAAAACAAGGAAAGGUGAAAAUCAUGCAGUCAGAAAUGUCUCUUUUGGUAUUAGCUUUGGAGAAUGCUUUGCUUUGUUAGGAAUUAAUGGUGCUGGUAAAACAUCUACAUUCAAAGCUUUAACUGGAGAUGUUGAUCCUACCUCAGGAGAAGUACAUGUAGGAGGUUAUGACGUUCAGAACAGAAUUCAGUAUAAUCACAUUCGAAAAUUGAUUGGAUACUGUCCUCAAUUUGAUGCUAUUUUCCCUAAUUUAACUGUUAAAGAACACCUUGAGUUUUACGCUAACAUUAAAGGAGUUAUUCCCAACAUGAGAAGAACUGUAGUAGAACGUCAGCUAAUUGAAAUGGGUCUUGAAGAAUACACAAAUAAGCAAGCUGGGAAACUCUCUGGAGGUAACAAAAGAAAACUCUCAGUUGCUAUGGCCAUGAUUGGGAACCCACCAAUUGUCUUCCUUGAUGAACCAUCUACAGGAAUGGAUCCUAAAGCUAAGAGAUUUAUGUGGAAUAUUAUUGCAAAAAUUUCAACAUUAAGAAAAAAAUCCUGAGUUAUUCUGACAACUCAUUCUAUGGAGGAAGCUGAAGCUCUCUCUACAAAGCUUGGAAUUAUGGUUGGAGGAUCAUUUAAAUGCUAUGGAUCAGCACAACAUAUCAAGAACAAGUUUGGAGAUGGAUAUGAAGUUGAAAUCAAAAUUACCACUCCCACUAGCGAAGAGCUCACAGCGCUUGGUACUGGAAAAGGAUUCCAAGAAGAAAUGCUUGUGGAUGGAUCAAAUUAUAUGCAGAUUCUCAGUGCUUUUGAAGCCCAGCCUCUAUCAGAAGAAAUUAAAGAAGGAGGAUUUGGAGAAAAUAUGUGGAAAGAAUUUGGCAAAGGUGGCGUCAAGCUUAGAAAUUUCAUUGAAUUUAUAUUCAUCGAGCAGACAGGGCUAUCACUUAUGAAUCAACUUGCAAAUGACUUUGAAUACGUUGAAUUACUCGAGCAUUAUGGAAACUCAUUCAGAGUCAAGUUACCAACAUUCAACCAAUCAAUUGGAGUACUUUUUGGAAGAUUUGAAGAGAUCUAUAAGCCUCAGUUUAGCAUCGACCAGUAUAGUGUGAGUCAGACAACUCUUGAGCAAAUUUUCAACAACUUUGCAAAACAACACUACACUCUUUCGAAAACUUCCAGAGUGUUCAGAAGACAAUCUUAAUAAUUCUUAAAGGUUUCAGCAUAA